AUGGACAUGGAUAUGCAAAGGAGGUCUACAGAAUCGUACAUUACCACCCGCAUCCCUCUCCUCGUCCCCCAUCCCUGUGUUCUGGGCUCUAUUUCCUGCACACUGGCAGUCCUCACCCACCUUCUCUUUCUGGCCGUCCGCAUCCUGGCAUUCCCCUUGUACUUGCUGAACUUUCUGGGCUUGUGGAAUGGGAUAUGCAAAAAAUACUUUCCCUACUUCUUGGUGAGGUUCAUCUCAAUGUACCACAAGCAGAUGGCGAGCCACAAGCGGGAGCUCUUCAGCAGCCUGCAGGAGCACGCGAGCCCCUCGGGGGAGCUCUCCCUGCUGGAGCUGGGCUGUGGCACCGGGGCCAACUUCAGGUUCUAUCCGCCCGGAUGCAGGGUGACCUGUGUUGACCCCAACCCCAACUUUGAGAAGUUCUUGAUCAAGAGCAUCGCUGAGAACCGACACGUGCAGUUUGAGCGCUUCGUGGUGGCCGCCGGGGAGGACAUGCACCCGGUGGCCGAUGGCUCCAUGGACGUGGUGGUCUGCACCCUGGUCCUGUGCUCCGUGGAGAACCAGGAGCGCAUCCUCCAGGAGGCGUGCAGAGUGCUGAGGGGUGGGGGGAAGGGAGGUCUCUACUAUUAUGGGUAA
This is a messenger RNA of Myotis lucifugus (little brown bat), 633 nucleotides long. Its product is annotated as methyltransferase-like protein 7A. The record is from RefSeq and is a predicted model, not a curated record. Gene Ontology annotation, molecular function: S-adenosylmethionine-dependent methyltransferase activity. Lineage: Eukaryota; Metazoa; Chordata; Mammalia; Chiroptera; Vespertilionidae.